UGUAAUUUGCUGAAAGAGGUAAACGUCUGUCUCCUUCAUGCGGAUUAAUAUGCCUCCAAUGGGGAACAUGUAGCCCGCGAAUAAUUUUUGUGUAUUCUUGUUUAUUAGCGUUCUGUCUUCGUAUUGGAAAGGGUAAGUAUUUACCUGUAAUAGUUGAUGGUCUACUUUUAGUUUAAGUGUGUCACAAAUAAUCCUUUUUUUUUGCCGUAAAUAUAUCUAAUAUGCACACUAAACGUCGCAGUGGAAAGGCAUCAAUAGCGUAGCCUACGGUUGUGAGUCUCAGUAGUAACAUGUCUUUCCCCCAAAAUGUGUGUGUGUGUGUGUGUGUGUGUGUGUGGGGGGGGGGUUCUUAUCUGUUUGGAAUGCGACUAUUCCAUUACGAGAUCAUGUCUUCUUCAAUACAUGUGUAUAACUUGUUUGACUCAAGGAACGAAUGGCUGUUUAUUGCAGACAUGCACCUCAAAUCUGUCAUGCAUGCAGAGAACUAUUUUCCCCCGCCCCUUUCGUAAAUUUCCUAGUGGUUGCCAGGGACAUUUUGCGAGAAUUUCUAUCACAAUGAACCAGAGAAGAAUAAUAGAUGAACUCAAUUAUAUAUAUAUAUAUAUAUAUUUAUUUAUUUUGCCUAAUUUUUACUUUUUUAUUUUUUUUAUUUCACCUUUAUUUAACCAGGUAAACCAGUUGAGAACAAGUUCUCAUUUACAACUGCGACCUGGCCAAGAUAAAGCAAAGCAGUGCGAUAAAAACAACAACACAGAGUUACAUAUGGGGUAAAACAAAAAAAAAAAAACAAAAAAAAAAAAAAAAAAUACAACAGAAAUACAAUUAAUAUACAGUGUGCAAAUUUAGCAAGUUAUGGAGGUAAGGCAAUAAAAUAGGCUAUAGUGCAAAAUAAUUACAAUUUAGUAUUAACACUGGAAUGAUGUGCAAGAGAUGAUGUGCAAAUAGAGAUACUGGGGUACAGAUGAGCAAAAUAAAUAACAAUAUAGGGAUGAGGUAGUUGGGCGGGCUAAUUUCAGAUGGGCUGUGUACAGGUGCAGUGAUCGGUAAGGUGCUCUGACAACUGAUGCUUAAAGUUAGUGAGGGAGAUAAGUGUCUCCAGCUUCAGAGAUUUUUGCAAUUUGUUCCAGUCAUUGGCAGCAGAGAACUGGAAGGAAUUGCGGCCAAAGGAGGUGUUGGCUUUGGGGAUGACCAGUGAGAUAUACCCGCUGGAGCGCAGACUACGGGUGGGUGUUGCUAUGGUGACCAAUGAGCUAAGAUAAGGCGGGGAUUUGCCUAGCAGUGAUUUAUAGAUGGCCUGGAGCCAGUGGGUUUGGCGACGAAUAUGUAGUGAGGACCAGCCAACAAGAGCGUACAGGUCACAGUGGUGGGUAUUAUAUGGGGCUUUGGAGACAAAACGGAUGGCACUGUGAUAGACAACAUCCAAUUUGCUGAGUAGAGUGUUGGAGGCUAUUUUGUAAAUGACAUCGCCGAAGUCAAGGAUCGGUAGGAUAGUCAGUUUUACGAGGGCAUGUUUGGCAGCAUGAGUGAAGGAGGCUUUGUUGCGAAAUAGGAAACCGAUUCUAGAUUUAACUUUGGAUUGGAGAUUCUUAAUGUGAGUCUGGAAGGAGAGUUUACAGUCUAACCAGACACCUAGAUAUUUGUAGUUGUCCACGUACUCUAGGUCAGACCCGUCUAGAGUAGUGAUUCUUGUCGGGUGGGCGGGUGCAAGCAGCGUUCGGUUGAAGAGCAUGCAUUUUGUUUUACUAGUGUUUAAGAGCAGUUGGAGGCUACUGAAGGAGUGUUGUAUGGAAUUGAAGCUCGUUUGGAGGUUUGUUAACACAGUGUCCAAUGAAGGGCCAGAUGUAUACAAAAUGGUGUCGUCUGCGUAGAGGUGGAUCUGAGAGUCACCAGCAGCAAGAGCGACGUCAUUGAUAUACACAGAGAAAAGAGUUGGCCCAAGAAUUGAACCCUGUGGCACCCCCAUAGAGACUGCCAUAGGUCCAGACAACAGGCCCUCCGAUUUGACACAUUGAACUCUAUCUGAGAAGUAGUUGGUGAACCAGGCGAGGCAGUCAUUUGAGAAACCAAGGCUAUUUAGUCUGCCAAUAAGAAUGCGGUGGUUGACAGAGUCGAAAGCCUUGGCCAGGUCAAUGAAAACGGCUGCACAGUACUGUCUAUUAUCGAUCGCGGUUAUAAUAUCAUUUAGGACCUUGAGCGUGGCUGAAGUGCACCCAUGACCAGCUCGGAAACCGGAUUGCAUAGCGGAGAAGGUACGGUGGGAUUCGAAAUGGUUGGUGAUCUGUUUGUUGACUUGGCUUUCAAACACUUUUGAAAGGCAGGGCAGGAUGGAUAUGGGUCUGUAACAGUUUGGAUCUAGAGUGUCACCCCCUUUGAAGAGGGGGAUGACCGCGGCAACUUUCCAAUCUCUGGGGAUCUCAGACGUUACGAAAGAGAGGUUGAACAGGCUAGUAAUAGGGGUUGCGACAAUUUCGGCGGCUAGUUUUAGAAAUAAAUUAUCAGAGAAGCAAUGUUUUCAUUCAAUACUUUACUUUAAUAUUUUGUUUAUAUCUUUAGAAAUUAAAUUUCAUAAGAUUAUUUAAAGCCUGGACAGAUUUUCUACAAUGCUGAACCCAAGUCUCUGAGUCACAUUGUCAUCAUUCAAUCAAUAGGCAAUUUUUUUUUAUACUGUAGAUUACAAUAUAAUAAAUGUGUGAAAUAAAUUAACUUUAUAGUUUCAUACAAGUUACACAAACACGUGACAGUUAUAACACAUAGAUAUUUACUCAAGCGACAAUGGCCUUUUUUAAUGUACUGUAUGGUGUUCUGACACUGUUCAUAGUGCUCAAGUGAUAGACCUACACUUAUGAGUGUACACUUACUAGACAUUUUAAUUAUUCAGUGUGUCUUAGCUGUUCAUUAGACAUAUUUGAUCCGUUCAGCAAUAUGGACGGCGAUUUAUUCAUGGAGUGUGAGGAGGAGGAGCUGGAGCCAUGGCAACAGAUGUAUGACGACGUGGAGGAGGAAUUGGAAUUCAUAGAGGGCGACAUUGACAACGGUGAGCAUGCCCAUUGGCCAACUAUUGCCACGGAGACAGACUGGCACACCCUCUUGACUGUCAUCUUGGUGACUGACUGACCACUGCGGCCCUUGUCAUGGUCUGAACAUGUAUGAAUGGUCAAUGACCCAGUCAUAUAGGCUGUUAGCAUAAGACGUGUCAAACUCAUUCCACGGAGGGCCAAGUGUCUGCAGGUUCUCUCCUCCCUUGUACUUGAUUGAUGAAUUAAGGUCAGUAAUUAGUAAGGAACUCCCCUCAUCCGGUUGUCUAGGUCUUCACUGAAAGGAAAAACCAAAAACAAGCAGACACAAGGCCCUGCAUGGAAUGAGUUUGACACCCCUGGCAUAAGACUAUGCUGUGAAAUAAAAUCAAAGUUUAUUUGUUCUGUGCACAGGAUACAACAGGCCUAAAUAGUACAGUGAAAUGCUUACUUGCAAGCUCUUCCUCAACAAUGGAAUAUUCAAUAUCAAAGGUAAAGAAGUAAAAAAUCCAGAAUAGAAAUGGAAAAAAAGGUCAGAUAAAAUAAAAACACAGGAGAAUGUACGCUAAUUCUCAUGUAGUUCAACUGUACCUUGCUGUUUAUGCCGUUGUGUGUUUCCUGCAGUCUGUGAAACCUCCUUUUCCUCCACGACAUCCCGAGAGACUCCAGUUCCCAGCAUACCCUCCCUCACUCACUCAGCUGCACAGCGUGUCCCGGCAACGGUUUCCAACACAGGCCAGUCCUCCUCCUCUGUCUUGCAGCGCACCACUAUAGCACGUGAGUUUAUGUUUUGGGGGAAGGAUGGCGUCUCAAACACACACUGCCGAAAGGCUAAAACAGCUGUCGUUACUUUCAGAAACACAGGAAAUGCUCAGUAAUGGAUUUUGAUUAUUUGAUUGUACAGGAGUAUUUAUAAAUGCGUUAUACACUUCGGAGUCAGAAACUAAAGAGAAUGCAACACUGAUUAUAAUAUGCAGUUGGCCUACACUUCAAAGCAGUUGUAGAAGACAUGAGUCCGGCUCAUGGUCUCGUGAUGAGGUAGCCCCUGCCUGCGACUUCAAAAUCAGUGUCACCCUCACCAAAGGGGGAAUGUCCUCUUGGUCUAACGGUCAAGACAUUGGUUUCUCCCUUGGUAGACACAGGGUUCAGAUCCCACCCGUGACACUAACCACUAGGUUGUCCCCCUUCCUCUGUGUCCCUCAGCUCCUGUGUCGUCAUCGGUGUUACCUCAAUUUAUGGUCCCCACGGGGGUCCCUGGUAUGCCCUCUCUGGUGCCAUCGGGCAUGGUCCAGGGACAACAGCUGAUCCAGAUCCAAACCCCUACAGGUCUGAGCACCAUGCUACUGCCCACAGCUGUUAACCCUGGUGCCGGCCCUGCCAAUGCCCAGCAGAUCUACUUCACCCAGGUACGGACUGCAUCAGUGGUCACGGAUCUUCUCCGGCCUGCUUCGGUUCAGUUCAGCAAGGGGGAAUGCAUUUAAGAAUGUAUUUAACUUCAACUCAUUAUUACAUCUCACAGGGUUUCCCGGUCCGAAAUGUGAGGCCUGGGCAGAACCCUAUGGGGAUAGUUCUGAAUUUACAACAAGGGCAGAUGAUUCGACCCAUCACUCUACUCUCUGGUAAUUGUAUCUCUUACUUCUUUAGUCAAUGCUGUUUUCACAGAUCUACAACAGACAGGUCCCGCAACAUACUGGGGUCCCAAACACUCAUUUUUGAAAAGUCUCCAGGAAGCAAGUUAUUGACAGCAGCCAUUUUGGACAACAUAGUGUAUAGUAACACCAUUUUGUUAACAGCCCCCUCUCUCCUAUGGUAGGACCUGGAGGGCAGUUCUUUGCUCCGUCUAUGGGGAUGCCUCAGGUUGUGAGCCAGCCUGCACAGAUUAGGCCCACUGCUGGCCCUAGUGGUGUUUUACGGCAGGCAGCGCCCGGCACCUUUGCCACUAUGCAAAUCCCUGCCACCCUCACCAUCCGCGGGGCCAGUCAUGCCCCCCUCACAACCACAGCUAGCACCAUGGGCAACCGGCCCACCCUACUCAACCCUUCCUCACAGCCUCAGAUUUGUAAGUUCUUAUUUUAUGGGUGGAUCUCAAUAGUCUAAAUUCAAUAAAGUACUGCUUUUGUAUAUAUUGUUAAAUCUGUUGAACUUAUCAUGACCAACUUAUGUUCCCCUGCUUUUCUUUGUGCUAUAGUGAAAUGGAACCAAGUCCCAGUCGCUCUCCAAUCGCAGCUACUGCAGAUCGUCAAGAGCAACAGCCAGGCCAAUGUACCCGUGGCCACGCCCCUGACACAGGGCAUCACCAAAGGUACAGUAAAUACACCCAUAUCAGAACUAUUGCUCAUUAUCAUAUGCACUCGCUGGUUCUAAGUAUAAAAUGUUUCUCUGUUCUGUUUGUUUUACAGUUGAUCAGGCGCUGAAAAUAUGCCCCCGUUGUGGAGCCCAAUUCAAAAUGCAAGAAGCACUUCAAGGACAUAUGUGUGUAAGAAGCUUUAUCAUAUGCACCUUAGAACAUCCCAGAUAUUAAACCAUGAACCACAGGUAUGAUGAGCAUGAUGGCAAUUUAAACUGCAUUGAAUUCCUCCCUCACAGUUCUGCUGUCCAGACCUGGUCAAUACUGCAGGGCCUUCCAGCAGCAGUGGCACUCAGAACCCCCUGCCAGAACGGGCCCCCAGCUCCAAUCCAGACCCUCCGCCUAAGGUGGUUAUGCUAGUGGAUGAUUUCUACUAUGGCCGCUUCGCGGGCCAACAGUCUCUGGUCGACAGCCAGCCCACCAAGCUGAACUACUCCUUCAAAUGUGUCAUCUGCCCUAAGAGGUCCAAUAGCAACAUUAGGUGAGAAUGAGGUCAGCUGCUCCACACACACACACACACACACACACACACACACACACACACACACAGUAUGUACACAUACAGCCUGACCUGAAAUGACAACAUUAGGGGGCAGAAGUAUCAAUCAGAUGUUUGCAUGUGAUACAUUGCCACAAAGGUAUCUGGACCACUUAUUCAAGUGUUAGAACUAUGCAAAUGCAAAUCUCAAUUGAUGGAAGGAUGUUAACUGUGUUUGCGUGUGUGUGUGUGUGUGUGCGUGCUCGGCAGGCUGAUGGACCACAUGAAGCAGCACCCAGAGAUGACUAAAUGGGUGGACCAACUGACCUCCUGCCAGCACUGCUUCCGCCAGUUCUCUACCAGCGCCCAGCUCCAGCACCAUGUGGAGAAUGCCCACGGGCCCACUCAGUCUUCCAGUACGCCCUCACAUAUGACAAUACUUACAUAUUCAUCUGUUGUUAAAUAUGCAUCCUGUGACAUUUUUGAAAAUCAUGUUUUCUCUAUUGACCGUGCAGCUUGUUGCAAGAUCUGUGAGUGGGCGUUUGAGAGUGAGCCUGUGUUCCUGCAUCACAUGAAGAACACCCACAAACCAGGAGAGAUGCCCUAUAUUUGCCAGGUUGGUGACCUUUCACCUCCAGUUGAACAUGAUAGAAUACAUGCUGCCCACCUUCCCAUUUACUCUCAGAACCACACCUUCCUGAAAUCCCAUCCCUUCUUUUCAAGGUGUGUCAGUACCGAUCUUCUUUCUUUUCGGAUGUGUACAACCACUUCUGUACCAGUCAUGCAAAGACAUGCAACCAGCUGUGUGUUUACUGCCUGAAGGUGUUCAAGAGCCCCAACUCCUACCAGCAGCACUACAUACGACACCAGGUAGAGAAACAACCCAGGAGCAUUAGAUUUUACAUUUACGUCAUUUAGCAGACGCUCUUAUCCAGAGCGACUUACAGUAGUGAGUACAUACAUUUUCUCGUAAUGGUCCCACGUGGGAAUCGAACCCACAACCCUGGCGUUGCAAGCGCCAUGCUCUACCAACUGAGCCACACAGUACCACAAAAAAAACUAGUAUUGUUCCCAUUUAAAACUGUUGUAAAUAAUUUACUUAAAGGAAGGUAUUUUCUUAAAGUGCAAAAAAGUAUUUAUGGCCUGGUUUCCCGCGCUCAUAUUAAACCUAUUCUUGGAUUAAACACCAAUCUCAAUAGAGAAUCUUCAUUGUAAGUGUGUUUUUAGUCCAGGACUAGGUUAAAUCUGGGUCUGGGAAACGGUCCCGUAUGUUUUAUAAAGGCAGUUGUACUGCAAAGUAGGCGUUGCAAGAAAAAUUGUUUUGUAAACUCUUGUACAAAGGAAAAAAUAGAUCAGCAGUUUCUUCUGCAUUUUAUGUUUAACGCUGAAACACUGAACCCAACUCUUGAUUUUUCAGGCCAGUAGAGCGAGUCACUGCAACAAGUGCCGUUUGCAGUUCCUCUCCGCCACGGACAGGAUGGAGCACAAAACCCACAGCCACAGGACCUUCCGCAAGCCCAAGCAGCUGGAGGGGCUCCAACCUGGGACUAAAGUGAGUUGAUGAACAGCUUAAUUUAACUGAUUAGUCAUUCUCUUAGUUGUGCCACACUCUUAGUAGAAAAGGUGCUAUCUAGAACCUAAAAGGGUUAUUCUGCUGUUCCCAUAGGAGAACCCUUUGAAGAACCCUUUUUGGUUCUGGGGUAGAACCCUUUUGGGUUCCAUGUAGAACCCUUACAGAGGGUUCUACAUGGAACCCAAAAGAAGGGUUCUACAUGGAACCCAAAAGUGUUUUCCUAUGGGGACAGCCGAAGAACCCUUUUGGACCCCUUUUUUCUAAGAGUGUAGAGAUUCAGGCAAUUCACUUGUUGGACAGAACAACAGUUAACCAAAAAGCAAUGCAUGUCCUAGAUCAAGAAGGAGUUAUAUUAGUGUAGGUAUAAUAUUCAUUGGUAGAAUGGGGUUAAACACAGUGUUGUAUUCUUGUCUGUGUACUUAGGUGACCAUCAGGGCAUAUGCCCACCACAAGGGACAGUUGCCCAAGAAUGUACCUGUGGACUAUAAGACGACAGGCCCCACUCCUCAGGCGGGCCAGACCUACACUAACAGCAACAUACAACACAAACCUCAUCAGUCCAAACCACCUCCACAAACAACCAAAACCACCAUGAGGAAAUCCAUCAAGCAGUUGGACCUGCUCACCAAGUUUCAGAAACGGAGGUGAAUAAUAGUCAUAUUGUUGUGCAUUUCUUCUCCAUGGAGCUACACAAAUCCCAGGAGGACAUUCUGUCUUCUAUCUUUAAUCUCAGACUUAGUUUUUGAUUGAGCUAUAUGACAGUAGGGCUACCUUGCCCUCUGAUAGCAUGUAUAAACAUAAUCAUCAUUUGGUGGGUGUUUUAUAUUUGUUCUUUUUCACACAUGUACAAGUGUGUACUAAUACGCGUGUGUGAAUUGGAAAUACGUUUUUUUGCAUAUCCCAACUCUCUCUGAGACACCCUCGGAGAGUGGGGUCACUGCCAGGGUGAUUAUAUAAACGCAUAUAUUGUGGCUGAAGUGUCUGACCUCUGUGUGACCUCCUCUACAGUGUGUCGCUAGUCAAGCAGCGGUGCAUGGAGUGCAGCUCAGACGUACCCAGCUUCCCCGACCACUACCCCACCUUCGUCCACUGUGCCGUGUGCCCCUACAGCACCUGCUGCUCGCGCUCCUACGCAGACCACAUGAUCACGUAAGUCAAGCUUCAUUAUCGAUAUAGAUCAUGUUUUAUUAGCCAAAGAAACAAUAGUUCAUUCAUUGAUCAUAGAUGACUUGGAAAGUUUGAUAGCGGUUAAUUUCUCUUGUUGCAGAAAUCAUGCACCACGUAUGAAAACCAACCACGUACCCCUGCACAAGCGGCCACCCCCUUGGUAAUGGACACUGUUUCCCGCUGUGUUGUGUUUUUUAUAUUUUUUGCUUGCCAGUUACUACGGACACUUGCCAACCUUCUCUCCCUCUGUCCCACACAGCUAUUUGAAGCUGCUGUGUGAGGUCUGUGACUUCAGCUCUCAGACGGGUGACCUUAUGGCCAAGCACCUGGCCCAGUACCCAAGUCACGGCUCUAGCACCUGUACACCAAACGGUGGGUGUCUUCAAGCUCCCCACAGAACUCCAAACAGAUAGCCUUGGCAUGAAUAUGUCAGUUUUACCAUGGAAGAGGGGAGAUGCUUUAUAUUUGCAGUCUAGAAAACGUUUUGAAACUGCUAUAUUAAUUAAAAUUGUAUAAAGUAUAUACUAUUUACAAAAGUGUAUUUAUAAGAACUACAAUGCAUAAGCAUUUAGACAUUAACAUUUAUAAUUUAUACAGCAUUAAUCUUAUUCAUUAAACAUACUAUAACGUGUAACCAGGAUGGCAACACUAAUAAAAAAGAGUACCAUGAUUUGAAAAAGAUAUCUAGUUGUGGUGGGUUGGUGUCCUUAUCUUAAAAAAUAUAUCUAGUUGUGGUGGGUUGGUGUCCUUAUCUUUAAAAAUAUAUCUAGUUGUGGUGGGUUGGUGUCCUUAUCUUUAAAAAUAUAUCUAGUUGUGGUGGGCUGGUGUCCUUAUCUUUAAAAAGAUACCUAGUUGUGGUGGGUUGGUGUCCUUAUCUUUAAAAAUAUAUCUAGUUGUGGUGGGUUGGUGUCCUUAUCUUUAAAAAGAUAUCUAGUGGUGGGUUGGUGUCCUUAUCUUUUUCUGUUUGCUUCGUUGUUUAACUUGGCCUGAUGCCAACUGUUUUGUUGCACAGGUUGAGCUUAUCUCCACUUGUGAACACUGAGAGACAUGGUGCACACCAGAUCUUGUACAGUGAGAGACAUGGUGCACACCAGAUCUUGUACAGUGAGAGACAUGGUGCACACCAGAUCUUGUACAGUGAGAGACAUGGUGCACACCAGAUCUUGUACAGUGAGAGACAUGGUUCACACCAGAUCUUGUACAGUGAGAGACAUGGUGCACACCAGAUCUUGUACAGUGAGAGACAUGGUGCACACCAGAUCUUGUACAGUGAGAGACAUGGUUCACACCAGAUCUUGUACAGUGAGAGACAUGUUUCACACCGGAUCUUGUACAGUGAGAGACAUGUUUCACACCAGAUCUUGUACAGUGAGAGACAUGGUUCACACCAGAUCUUGUACAGUGAGAGACAUGGUGCACACCAGAUCUUGUACAGUGAGAGACAUGGUUCACACCAGAUCUUGUACAGUGAGAGACAUGGUGCACACCAGAUCUUGUACAGUGAGAGACAUGGUUCACACCAGAUCUUGUACAGUGAGAGACAUGGUUCACACCAGAUCUUGUACAGUGAGAGACAUGGUUCACACCAGAUCUUGUACAGUGAGAUACAUGGUGCACACCAGAUCUUGUACAGUGCCCAUAAAAUCCCCUCAUAUAGGACACCAGAGGGGCCCUUCUCUCAUAAAUAUUUGUACAUCUAUAUUGGUUAGGUCAAAUCCUUAUGUUCUGGUCAUGUGGUCGCACAAAAACUAUUGGCCCUACCUAAUGUAAAACUAUUUUUACAAACUUGUAACACUAAUACAAUUGAAAUUGUGAGGGAGUAUAGGCCUGUGUGUGUUUGUCUACAGAAAGUAAUGUGGCAAAAGAUUACCCACACAAUACCCCUUCUCUUCAUUAAUGAGGUAAAACAACGCUACAUGGCCGCCGCAUCCCAUGUUGCUAGUUCACACAUAGCAGGGAUCAUCAACUAGAUUCAACCACGUGACGAUUUUAUUUUAUUUUUUCUUGAGGGGAUGGUCAGGGGUCCGAAACAUAAUUACAAAUAAUUUGUAGAAUGCAAAUUGACCUCAAGAAGCCCAAACUGAUAUAAUAUUUGACUAAAACAUAAUCAUUUCAAACCUUGCUUGCAUUUUUAUACGAUCACAUAUCUCUUUAUAAUGUGUGGGAAUACAGGCCAAAUUCGGCCUGCGGGUCGCCAGUUGGGGAACCCUGUACUACAGGAACUGGCAAACAGAUUUUUGUACAUCAAGACACACUCCAAAGCAUGUUUUGUGCCAAAGUAAAUAGGAAAAUGUGUGGAGUCCAAAAAUUACCCAAGUGCAGAGGAGGAAUGUCUUACCAAGGAGCCAGUCUGCAUACCAAUCUGUUUUCAUCUGCCAUUUAUGUUGUCUUCAGACUACUGGCCAGUUGAGAAGGGGUUAUAUUUUCCCCUGUUCUCUUUCUAUCCACAUGGUGUCGUAAAAGUGGACUAGCGCUGACAUAAGAAAUGGCCCAUGGUGUUAUAAAAGAAAAGUUGUGUCAACUUGGCUCUGUGGAGCAGAAGACUAACUGUUGUUCCUGUGAUUCCCCUCCCUCCCUCACAGAGUCUCUGGAGUCUGACAUUGAGUUCUGCCAAGAGGAGGACAAAUCAGGAGGGGAUGUAGAAGUGGUGAGGUCUGAAUGGGCAUUAAUGGAGAACUGGAGAGAACCUCUGCUGAGAGGCACCGACUGCCCCAUCGCAACCAUCCUCGACUUCACAGAGAGCUGCGGUCCUCGCCAGUCCUUAAACAAAAACAGCGACGCUGUCGACUACUUCAACCUGCUCUUCCCGUACUCGCUCAUGGAGCUCAUCGCCAGCGAGACCAACGCUAAGGCCAAGACCUGCCAGUUUCUUGGGCAGAGCGACCCGGACUGGGUCCCUGUCACCGCUCACGAGAUCAAGGGCUUCAUAGGUCUCAGUAUACUCAUGGGCCUUCAGAGCCUCCCAGAGCCUGCCAACUACUGGUCCUGGCAGCACUACGACAACUGCCACACCUUCUUCAGGGCCAUGUCCAUCAAGCGCUUCCAGCAGAUCUCCACCAACAUCCGGAUGGGUAGUCUACUCACCUCCAUGGAGGAGGAGGGAGAGGGCAGUGGCAGCGACAGGCUGCGUCUCUUCAGACCUAUGCUGAACAUCCUUGGCGACUCCAUGUGGGAAGCCUACAAACCCAACCGGUGCCUGGCCAUCGACCGGGCCCUGCUGCCCAGCCUGGAAACGGAGGCCGGCCAAGCCAAAGGGAACCCCAAGGCCCAACCAGGGGUGUGGCUGCUGUGUGACUCCAAGUCGGGCUACUGCCACCGACUGCUCAUCCACAUGGGGAGGGAGAAGGAGAAGGAGCUGGGGUUCAGUGUAGUGCUCCCCUUAGUGGAGGGACUCCAGGAGAAACACCACCAGCUCUUCCUGGGUAGCUCACUGGCCUCUGCCCCCCUCAUGCAGAAGCUCUUGGACCAGGGCAUUUACGCCUCCAGCUCCUUUCCUCCACCAAGCCCCAUCCUCCCCAGGGAGCUGUGGGAGCAGGGUCAGCUGGAGAAGCCUGGGGACUUCCUGCAGAGGCAGUUGGGCCCCCUUCUGGCCACCCGCUGGAAAGACACCAAGGAGAUGGGCUGCCUGUCCACCAAUGCCGAGCCGGGGCAGCCAGACACAGUGUGGAGGAAGUCUCAAACUAAAGUGGGAGAACUCAGCCCCAUCGAGCGUCCCUUAGCCUUCCGACUUCUGCAGGAGAACAUGCGAGGCGUCGACAUCUGCAAACAGCUGCUGGCCUGCAACCCGCUAGGAGGGCUGCCACUAGACAAGCACUGGCGCAGUCUCUUCUGGUUCCUGGUCAACCUGAGCAUAGUCAAUGCCUUCAUAGUGCUGCGGGAGAGCCGCAAAGAGAACCCUCCAUCGUGGGUGCAGGGCGGGCUCUUUACCCAGGCAAACUUUCGCAAGCGCUUAGGGCACCAGCUGGCCAAGUGCGCAGAAAGACAAGCACGCAUCCACUCUGAGACUAAGGAGGGACCAGCGGGCGUCCGAGAGGUUGCACUGCAAGGCAAUCCAAAUAAACUAAGGCACAGAUUGGUUAAACUCACCGCCAAGACCAAGAGAUGCAAGAACUGCAAUCUGAAGAACCUGCGCCAUGAGAGCGUGUUUGGAUGCAUCGUUUGCAAAGCCAACCUGUGCAAGCAGCCCAGCUGCUUCUGGGAGUAUCAUGGCUUCUCACCCCACCACUUAGGUCAAUCAUUUAUUUGAUGCUUUGUAGAUGCACACACAAGAAUAUGAUACCAAAACACAUAUAUAAUCAAUCCCAAGACUAGCUUAAUCUCCAUGAGUAUACAAGGGUCAAAAACAUUGUCCGUGACUGCUUGACAGUGAAAGUGUAAAGGUGAUGGAUGAUAUUACUAAUACAUUACGGUAGGGAAAACAAAGUCAACAUAGUUCAACCUGAAACAGAAAUGUUUAUGUUGUAACACAUUUAGCUGCAUGCUCUUUCUCUUCAAAUCUAAACUCUUAUCCUCUUUUUUUACAGGCUCCCCUAAUGUUGGAUUCAUCAUGGAGGACAUGAGGUACUUUACGAGACGCACUCCAGCCGUUUCACCCUGGUUUCACACGAUUUACUCCCACAAAAUAUAUUGUGAUUUAAUUUAGAUGUUUUAUCUGUCAUGCCUCAAAUACCACUCAUCUUUCUUUCCUGCUUUGUCUUUCUGCAGAAACACCACGGGAGCAGACCGCUUUGACGACAGCAGCGAGUGGGGUCCCUUAGGGCCGGAGAGUGACCUGGACGAGGCAAUGGCCCCAGUGGAGGACAUGGGCUCAGACACAGACGAUGAAGAAAUGGAGGUUGAAGGUCUUGACAAGGACGUUGAUGAAGUUUUUCAUGAAGGGGAGUCUAAAGAGCAGCCUGCCGCAUCUGAUCCUCCCGUCACCCCUCCGACAGAACGCCCGGUGGUAAAAGAACGAGAGGACACCCUCUCUGUGCGUCUGCUGAGGAUAGUGCUGUUCGCCCUCUGCUGCGGGGAACGCCAAGCUGCCAAGCAGCUAUCCACCCAGUCCAAUCUCAUCCGGGCCUGGCUGAAGGAUAAGGAGAAGCAGCUGGAGCGUGAUGGCCGGGGACCCGGCAAGGGAGAGGCGGUGGAGCGCAUGGUGGAGUGGGUCAUGGCCCAGCGAGAGCAGCAGCUGCCGCUCAAUGAGAAGAACCUUUUUCAGAGGGCUUCUGAGAUCCACAGCCAGGACGGCCACAGCAGCGCCUUCCGCAUCUCUUACGACUGGGCUGUGAGCUUCAUGCUGCAGCAUAGCCUUGGCUGGCAGGCUGUUGGGCGGACCGCCACGGUCAGCCGGCGCUUGCCACGCUCCAUGGAGGACAACGCUAACUCCUUCACCAAGUUCACCCGCAAGCACAUCCAGGCCCACGAUCUGCCCCACACAGGGAUAGCUGCCAUGGACGAGCUGUCUGUCUUUGUAGACAUUGAGGCGCUUGCGGAUCCAGCCAAAGUGGACAAAGAAGGGGCUCUCCAGCUGGUGGGAACCAGGGAACCUCUGGUCACCAUCUAUCUGUCAGCGCUGGCCGAUGGCACCAUGCUACGCACCCUGGUCCUAAUCAAGGGGCAGCUCCCCGAGAUGCAGGGCACAGGCCUGCCCAACUCUGUCCUGCUGGAGGCCAAGGUGGAGGGAUUUACCAGGGACGAGGAAUUGGCGCUGUGGGAGUCUCUGGUGUGGCGUCAACACAUGCUGGACCAGAGCAGGAGUACCAAAGGCAUGCUGAUCCUGGACGGUCACCGCGGACACCUGUCUAAGGACUUCCUGACCACCCUUGGUGCCACUGGCACCCUUCCGGCCGUGGUCCCCGCCGGCUGCACCUGUCGCCUCCAGCCCCUGGAGAUGUGCCUGCGGCCCGUGCUGCAGAGUUUCCUGCUGGCCCGCUGGGCCCGGCUGGCUGCAGAGGGCGGGGCAGCAGGGGCCACACACAAAGACCUAGUGCAACUGCUAGUUGCCUGGCUAGUGGAGGCCUUGUCCUACUUAGAGGAACAGCCUGAUCUGCUGCGACAGUCCUUCCACCUUACUGACUUGGUCCCUGGGCAGCGGGACCAGGAAAUGACCAAGACUCUGGCAGAGACCCAGUCAGAGCUGAUGAGUACUCUCAGAGAGGCCCUGCUAGGUCCUGAGGUUCUGGAGCCGGAGUCACCAGCAGAGCUCGAGCAGGAAGACAGCAGGGGCACAGAGGACAUGGAGGCUGGAGAAGAGAGGGUAGAUGAGGAUCAAAAGGCUGGAGAAGAGAGGGUAGAUGACGAGCAAGAUGCUGGAGAAGAGAGGGUAGAUGAGGAGCAAGAGGUUAAAGAAGGGAAGGUAGAUGAGGAGCAAGAGGCUGGAGAAGAGAGGGUAGAUGAGGAGCAAGAGGUUAAAGAAGGGAAGGUAGAUGAAGAGCAGGAAAGUGGAGAAGAAAAGGUAGAUGAGAAUCACAAGGCAGCUAUAGAAAUGGACACAACAAAGGAUAACAUCUUGGAAAAGGGAGAGGAAGAGAUGGAGCCGCUGCCAGAGAGCCAGGAGACUGGAGGGUCCCAUGAGGAGGUCUCCCCCUCUUAG
This is a messenger RNA of Coregonus sp. 'balchen', 15153 nucleotides long. The record is from the annotation of a GenBank genome assembly. NCBI's taxonomy places the organism in Eukaryota, Metazoa, Chordata, Actinopteri, Salmoniformes, Salmonidae.